AUGGUGCAGAAAUCCCGCAACGGAGGCGUCUACCCAGGGCCCGCAGCUGAGAAGAAGCUCAAGGUGGGCUUCGUGGGGCUGGACCCGGGCGCCCCGGACUCCAGCCGGGACGGGGCGCUCCUCAUCGCCGGCUCCGAGAGCACCAAGCGGGGCAGCAUCCUCAGCAAGCCCCGCUCCGGGGUCUCGGGCAGCGGGAAGCCCCCCAAAAGGAAUGCUUUUUACCGCAAGCUGCAGAAUUUCCUCUACAAUGUACUGGAGAGACCGCGGGGCUGGGCUUUCAUUUACCACGCAUACGUUUUUCUACUAGUUUUCUCCUGCCUGGUGCUGUCUGUCUUUUCAACCAUCGAUGAGUACCAGAACAGCUCAGAAGGAGCCCUUUACAUCCUGGAAAUCGUCACCAUCGUGGUGUUUGGGGUCGAAUACUUUGUGAGGAUCUGGGCGGCCGGCUGCUGCUGCCGAUACCGGGGCUGGAGGGGAAGGUUAAAAUUUGCUCGCAAGCCUUUCUGCGUCAUCGACAUCAUGGUGCUGAUCGCCUCCAUCGCCGUGCUGGCAGCAGGGUCCCAAGGGAACGUCUUUGCCACCUCGGCGCUCAGGAGUUUGCGGUUCCUUCAGAUCCUGCGCAUGAUCCGCAUGGACCGGCGGGGCGGCACCUGGAAGCUCCUGGGCUCUGUGGUCUAUGCACACAGUAAGGAGCUGAUUACUGCCUGGUAUAUUGGCUUCCUGUGCCUCAUUCUGGCCUCUUUCCUGGUAUACUUGGCCGAGAAAGGAGAAAAUGAGCACUUUGAUACAUACGCGGAUGCACUCUGGUGGGGUCUGAUUACUCUCACCACCAUCGGCUACGGGGACAAGUACCCGCAGACCUGGAACGGGCGGCUGCUGGCGGCUACGUUCACGCUCAUCGGUGUCUCCUUCUUCGCCCUUCCUGCCGGCAUCUUGGGUUCGGGUUUUGCUCUGAAGGUUCAAGAACAGCAUCGACAAAAACACUUUGAGAAGAGGCGAAACCCAGCAGCGGGCCUGAUUCAGGCGGCUUGGAGAUUUUAUGCCACCAACCUGUCCCGGACGGACCUGCACUCCACCUGGCAGUACUACGAACGCACCGUCACCGUCCCCAUGUACAGCACGCAAACGCAAACGUACGGUGCCUCCAGACUCAUCCCUCCUCUGAACCAGCUGGAGCUCCUGAGGAACCUGAAGAGCAAAUCGGGACUGACAUUCAGGAAAGAGCAGCAGCCCGAACCAUCGCCAAGUAAAAGCAAACCGUGCAGAGAGUCACUAUGCGGAUGCUGCUCAGGAAACUCUAGUCAGAAGGUCAGUUUGAAAGAUCGUGUCUUCUCCAGUCCCCGCGGUGCUGGCACCAAAGGGAAAGGCUCUCCACAGGCUCAGGGCAUCCGGAGGUCCCCCAGCGCUGACCAGAGCAUCGAGGACAGCCCAAGCAAAGUGCCCAAGAGCUGGAGCUUUGGAGACCGCAGCCGAGCCCGGCAAGCUUUCCGCAUCAAGGGAGCGGCGUCGCGGCAAAACUCAGAAGAAGCAAGCCUUCCUGGAGAAGACAUUCCCGAUGAGAACAAAAGCUGCAACUGCGAGUUUGUGACGGAAGAUUUGACGCCAGGACUGAAAGUCAGCAUCAGGGCAGUGUGCAUUAUGAGAUUUCUCGUCUCCAAGCGCAAGUUUAAGGAGAGCCUUCGGCCCUACGACGUGAUGGAUGUCAUCGAGCAGUAUUCAGCCGGUCACCUGGACAUGCUCUCCCGGAUUAAAAACCUUCAGGCCAGAGUUGACCAGAUCGUUGGGAGAGGAUCCUCCAUGACCGACAAGGAUCGAACCAAAGGGCCAGCGGAGGGAGAGCUGCCUGAAGACCCUAGCAUGAUGGGCAGGCUUGGAAAAGUUGAAAAACAGGUUCAGUCAAUGGAAAAGAAGCUGGACUUCCUGGUGAACAUUUACAUGCAGCGGAUGGGCAUCCCACCAACAGAGACGGAGGCUUAUUUUGGGUCCAAAGAACCAGACCCAGCACCUCCCUACCACAGCCCCGAAGACAGCAGGGAACACAUUGACAAGAACGGCUGCAUCAUCAAGAUCAUCAGGUCCACCAGCUCCAUGGGUCAGAAGAACUUCUCUGCCCCGCCAGCCCCGACCAACACAUGCCCGCCCUCGACGUCAUGCCAGCAGCAGGUCUACCAGCGGCAAAGCCAUGGCUCCUCGCCCGUCGGAGACCCCGGCUCGCUGGUCCGCAUCCCACCUCCACCCUCCCACGAGCGUUCCUUGUCAGCGUACAGCGGUGGGCACAGGGCGAGUGCAGAGUACCUGAGGAACGAAGACAUUACAACCAAACACCACGAGAGUGCCAUGAGAGACAGCGACACGUCCAUCUCCAUCCCCUCGGUAGACCAUGAGGAACUGGAGCGCUCUUUCAGUGGCUUUAGCAUCUCCCAGUCCAAAGAGAAUUUGGACAUCCUUAACAACGGUUGCUAUGCAGCCGUGGCCAAAAUCAGACCCUACAUUGCAGAAGGGGAAUCAGACACUGAUUCUGACCUCUGCACGCCCUGCGGUCCUCCUCCCAGGUCGGCCACAGGUGAGGGACCCUUCAGUGACAUGGGCUGGUCAGCCCCCAGGCAGUGAAGCCUUCUCGCAGCCGCCGAGCCACGUCCAAGUGUUGGCAGCUGCCCGCUCCAGCUGUCCACGCGUUGAACUUCUCAAGGAGAUUGACAGCUAAGGUUUUCCUCCAUCUAGGACAUCCUUAGCUGGAGGAUACUUUCUUGCAGCUUACUCUGGGGGGGGUGGAAUGAGCAGGUCCGAGCCUGCAUUUAUGGAAGAGGUCACGGUGGUGAGCAAACUGGAGCUGUGAAGUCCAGAUUUCUUUCAUACUCUCUUUCUAAGAUCAUUAGGUGAAAUUAUUUCAUGGUGCAGGGUAGGUAAUUUGCAUUUCUUGGGAAUCUUGAGAAGUGCAGGGCAGGAAUAAAUCACCUGGCCAGGGCUUUUGGAGGUCACAGUAAUUGGUGACUGACAAGUGUUACGUCGGCAUUGCCACACCAUGGCACCGGUGAUUACACCAUUAGGUGUUCUGGAGUCACAGAAUGAACACAUGUCUGUCUCUGGCUUAGAUUUCAGGUCACAUGUAAUUACGGGGGGUUGUUACUCUGGUUCCUCAUGAACUGUCAGGAAGGUGGCAUAAUUCCAAUAUAAUACAUGGAAAUGUUGCGUAGGCCCCUGGGGGAAAGGGAUGGUGGCUGGAGUAUUUGCAUGAACAGAAGACAUGGCCUCAGAGUGGGACAGGUUAGGAUACUGCUCUGAACCAGAAUGGUUUGGAAAUUAUCCCAUGUUAGGGAAUUGAAAAACCGAGAAAUAUGAGCUUGAGUGCAAGAAGAGAAACAACCCAGAGGGCAGAGAAAUGAGACAGAGGAGGACAAGAGACUGUAGGGCUGAAAUUUUAUGUUUUAAACCAUGUAUUAUAUUUAAUUAUCUCUCCUUCUGUUGACAACGGGCCUGGAGAUGCUUUGGAAGCAAAGGCAAACCAAAGCAACCCCUCCGGAGGGCUGUCAUGGUGUGAAGCCGUUCUCGUGGCCAACAGUGCUGUUGUGGAGUCACAGCCACACCAGGCCAAAGGGAGAGGGUGCAUAUGCAACAUGCUGUGGUCCCCGUGUUGCUGCGAGUUAAGUGCUGAGCUCCGUCCUUUUGCAGCCCUGUUGGUCAGAGUGGGCACUUUUCUUACAGUUUGCAUUGUGCCUGAACACUUUUGCACACACUAUGCCCUGUGAAAAUCUUCCCUUUCUUCUUCUACCCUGCCAAGAAUCUCACACCCAUGUUCCCAGGACAUCCUUCGGGUUUUUUUGGAUCCCUCAAGCGGAGUUAAGAGGUGAUUCUUUUCUUCAUGGUCUUUCAGAAGCCUCUUACCUGUGCUUGCCCGCAAGUUGUGCCAAUCCAAGUCUGACCCAUUUCGUUGUUGUUAAAGUACUUUCUCUUGGAAGGAUCUUUGUGUCAUUACCGGGAACCUCAGCAGCGCAUUCAAGCUGGGGGAAAGCAAGGGGAAAAGUGAUGCUCAAAGUUUCUUUUGGGACCAAAAUGAAGUCACAAAGUGAUCCUUUACAUGGAUAGGUUGUUUGAUUUUUUUUUUUUUUUUGCAAGGGGGUGGAUCAUGAAAAGUGUGUUUGGGAUCCAUCUCCAGAGUUGGGACACCAUGGCUGGCGUUGUGCCUCUGAACCCUCCCAUGCAUCUACAGCCCAAAUCCUGUACGUGUUUUCUGCUGGGGCUGUCUGUGAUUUCAAACCCUGUCUCUCCACAUUUUCCCCAUCUUGUAUCAAGAGCCUGUUAAGGAUAUUUAGGUGACAACUUCAUUUCUGUGUGGCCUUCAAGAGGUUGAACAUUGACUUGCUUGGGGUGAUGGGAGAAUCACGGCCUUUUUCUCUCCUCCUGUUUGCUUGACCAGAGGCAGCAAGCAGGAGAGACCCAGGACUAUUUUGGCCUUAGGGAAGAUGUGGGUGCAGUCUGAGAGCUUGCAGACAGGAAAUAAAACCAUCCUUUUGCUAGUGCUCAGGACCAACACGAGGUCUUCACAUGGGAUUGAGGAGUGAGGAAAGGCUCUGCACAAUUUUUCCUGCCAUUUUUCACCAUUCAGGAGAGGAAAACAUUUUUCUUAAAGGGAAUGUAAGCUUCCAGCCACGCUGAUUCCUUUCUUUCCCAUUUGAUCAAUUUUUUUUAUUACCUCCCACAAUUUUCCCUCUCUGCUUGUGCUCCCAAACUCCUUUUGGCUCCAGAUUUCUUUGUGGAAAGUGAACCCAGUGACGCCCUUGACUCUGAUUCAGAGAAAUCUUUGAGUGCAAAAUGGCUGCAAAUUGUGCAGACUUGCCCCUGGCAUGUUGCAAAAUGAGAUGCCUUUGGGUAGAGAAAGAAAUGUCAGCAGGUCCCAAAUCAGACUUGGCAUGUGUUUUCCAGUGACUACAAGAAUGGAAAUUGCAGUGGGUGAGGCAAAACCUGACACUGCUCCAGCCAGCUGUUCGCUGCAAAUUUUGUCCAAGUCAGAGAUAACAAGGAUUUAUUAUCUUAUUUGUUUGCAAUUGCUUUUCAAGGCCUGCUGGAAAUUUGGCACAGAAGGGUGUGAUGCAAAGGCAGGAACUCCGGAUGAGGAUGAUGUCAUGUGGUCCUAUUGCAGCAUAGGUACAUGACUGGUCUUUAAUAUAGGAAGCAAAGUCAACAGGACUUCAAGGCACAAUUUUUUGCAGGAUGUAACUUUCGUCAUGUCUUAAUUUUGAAGCCCUAUUAGUUCUAUUUUCAAUGUCCAUUUCCUAGUUCUUAUUGCAAAAUCCCUUUCUCCUGUCCAGAUGAUGUUACACCCAUGAAAACAGAUACUGCCAGUGUGUCUCAAGGAGAUGCAGUUCCACUGUGUCCUCUUGAGUUUUCCACAGGUUGAAAUCUGCAGUCUUUUACCUCCUUUAGGGACUGCAUAGGAAGAGCUGUGUUUUCCAUCUUCAGGUUACUGCAUUAGAAUUUGUAAAGAUCUUCUGACUUGUAGCAUUAAAAGGUGUUGGAUUUGUCCCACAAUCACUGAUUACAGAAAAUUGGUUUUAUAUAUAUGCAGCACAGAUUGUAUCUUGCUGCCACAAAUUUCACAUAGAAUUUUUUUUUGGAAGGUGUAAAAAAUAUUCCACCUUUAUCUGUGGCAUCAUUUCAAAGAAAUUCUGGCACAUGCUUCCAUCCACAGCCAUGCCAUAAAUCAUCACUUCUCAUUCAUCCAGGCAAAAAGGCCUGGAUUUUUGGGUUAACUUGCACCAGAAUUAUCUUCAAAUGCUCCUUAUUUCCAUGAAAUGACUUAUGCCUACAUAAUUGAUAACAGAGCCUGCUUGUUGCUUAUCAGUAUCAAUAAUUUCAUUCCUGUCCUAAAUCACAGUCCAAUACUCUCUGCAAAGUCUUUGCUUUCAAUCCCUUAAUUCCUCUAUGCCUGUAUCACACACUCCUGGUGGUAAUCUCACACAAGAAGUCUUAACCACUAGAUUAAAAGAAAAUAAAUUUAUUUUGUUUUGCUAAUAAGGCAGUCUCAAUGAUAAAGACCUUUAAAACGAUGGACAGGCAAACUUUGUCCCUCUGCUGAGCCUCUCUCGAGCUGGUCUUUGCUCCCCUUUUCCUCCCAAGUCUGGUUCUGUAUUUUUUGGAGGACAGAAACAAGUUUUAGACAAUGCCAAGUGUGGACAGAGGAGACCAAGGAGAGCUGAAGAGGAUGUGAAAGUCAAAUUUCCAGCAGGCCAUCCUGAACUGCUCCGGAGGUGCCUGUGCCUACGUAUGGUUCUGUGCACAGAGCCUGGUUUCAAGGUGCAUCUGUGCCGAAUAUGAAGCCAUGGCCGUGGUCCCAGGCUCUGGUCUCCAAGAAACUUUAUGCCUUUUUUCUUUUUUUUCUUUUUUUUUCUUUUUUUUUUUCUUUUUCUUUUUUUUUUUUCAGAAUCUGGAUCUAGGUCUGGAGAGAAAUACUGCAAAUGGCCCCACCUGCGGGAUGGAGCAAUCCCUAAGACUGGGACCUGAAGCCACAGUCAGUUUUUGGGUGCUUCAGGUCCAAGCGUGAGUUCAAGUUGCCUGAGGAGUUCAUGUCUCUGAACAGGAGACGUGGCUGGAGAUCUUGCAAUCUCUGUGCAGGUGGCCUUCCAUAAUGUGACCCCAAGACAUAGGAACAGAUCACUAGCCAUAAGUCGAAAUUCCCAAUAUUUGGGAAGGGACUUUAAUGUUACUCAAGUGCAGAUUUUGUAUGUGAAUUUCCUUGUUGACUCAUUUUCUUAUAAUAAUUUUUAAAACAAAAAUGUCAAGGAACUCACUGAAAACAAACCUCUUGUCCAGCUCAGAAAGCCAUUAUAUUUCUUUAGACAGACUAUGUGAUAGAUCAGAUUUUCUAAAACUGUAUUUUCUUUCAAAUGCUGCUUAAUAGAUCCAAAUAAAUUCUGCAGGAUCAUUGCUAUUUACAGAUAAAUAGGUAUAUUUUUACAUUUUAAUUGAUUUUUAAGAUUUUAAAUUAUGUGAAUUUUUAGAACAAGUUUGUAUAAUCUACCUGAGAAGCCAGAGCAUCACCUCCGAUACAUAUGCUCCCCUUCCUAAGUUACCCAAGAGAAAAGAAAACCACAUUUACUCAUAUUUUUCUCAAGAGGGAGCUACUGCAAACCUCAUUUCCCUUAUGUCCUCAGACCACUACAGUCACAGCAACAUUAUUGCUAAAAACAAAAUGUAAGGAUUAAUAGAGAAACUGAAAUUCCUAAGGAAUUUCCCCAAGAAUUAUCCCAUAUAAAGACCCUUAACAGUGAGUAUAUUAUUGGGAAUGUUAAAAAGCCCAGGAGCAGCUAAGGAUUUCUGUUUCUCCAUCCACGCUCGUGUGAACCGUCAGGUUGAGCGAGCCCUGAGCCUCCACCCCUUCCCAGCACGCCUGUGGUCCUCCAACCCACGCCCGCACGCCCACAUCCUCUCUCAACCCGCUCUCCAUCAUGGGUCAGCAUCUUCUGUUUUCAUCAGCUUCCUUUUCAUGAACCAGAAACAAGGAAAUCAGAUACAAAAGCUCCUUCACCUGCAAGUAACAUGGAGGCUGCGAUGCGGAGGGCCGUGGCACAGGGGUGAGGGCAGGAGCCCCCUCCGAGCCCCGUGCGGGUCACUGCUGCUCAGCAGGGUAGAAGCAAACUCUUGCUUUUAGCACACAAACACCCUGACUUUUCUGCGUCACAGAGCAAAAUCGGCUUAGAGCAAGGGUGUGGGUUGUUGGGUUUUUAACAAUAACAAUAGUUGGGGUUUUUUUUAAUAAUAAGGAUAAUAAUAAUGCAUAGGAAUCUUCUUUAGUAUAUCUUAGUGUCUGAUGCCCCAGUGACACAAUACUGCUUGCCUUAUAUUAGUGUCUAGAGGGAGAGGGAUUACACACCUUUUGAUACAGUAUUAAUCACACUUAUAAUUUAGGUAGCAGCAAGGAGCGGCUGCUGCAGGAGGAGCAGCCGGGUCCUUUUUAACAUAUGAAUGUGCUUUCCAGACUAUCUCACGUGACUGUACUCUCAAUUUUGCCUGCUACUGCAUGCAGCCUGAGAUGAGUAGACAGCAAUAUGCUCCAGCUGUAUCUGCACUCCCAGAUUGCUGUAGUACCUGAUGAGGUAACCUUGCCAAAAGCAUCAUUUUUGGGAGAGACCGUCCUCCCAGUGACCCAUCACGUAGGAUGCUGCGGUGCUUCUGUAGGUAACACUGAUAUACCAAGUGUCUUUCAUGCUGCGACUGAUCGUUGCCCCUUCCCUCUGAUACAGCAUGCACAAACUCCACUUCUACUGCUUGUAACUAAGGGGUAAAGCCCCACGUUUGUACCUGUGGUUCCUUGAAACGUGUACAGGGGGAGGAAAAAGUACGAAUUGUGUUGGCUGUGUAUAACAACCUCCUUUCCAUCCAGAUGCCUCUGAAGAAGAGCAUCCUGGAUACCCCUUUCUGAGGGUUUGGAGGAGCAGGCAGAACAAGGCAGGCAGUGCCAAGGAGGGAGGCCUGGUCUUUACUUAGGAGAUGCCGUGUGAACGCACAUGUUUGGGACUUGCCAUAUGUCUCUUUUAAUUCCCAUAGGGUUCUUUCGCCUGCAUCCAACUCUGGUGUACAUGUGCAUUUGUGCAUUUGUGCCUGCAGCCCAGCCCGAGGGGCAGGGGGGGAAUGUGGCUCCCAAACUUUGGAAACCCCUCUUUGGAAAUUUCAUCCACCCUUGUCUACAGCCCAUGGGGUCUCGGGGACCCUGCAGCUGUGCCAUAUCCAUUCCUUGUGGAAGCAUCUCUUACUCUCCUUACAGAGGGGCACCGAGCUACCUUCCUAUCUCCCUAAAUGUUUUGCCACAGUUCUCCCCGCUGUAAUACCAGACUGUCAUGAGGCACCCAGGGUUUGCCAACCUUGCUGGUGUUUGCAGACUCUCAUAUCUCUUAGCACUGCUGCCAUAAUCUAGUUUGACAUUGGUCCCGUAUCCUCACCUUCCUUCUCCAGACUCUAUACAACUGAAGAUUUAAUGCCAGAUCUCUGCUCUGAGACUUGCUUCUGACCUGGCAGCACUAGAUGCACCAAGGAUCCUUCAUGUUUUUGUUAGCGUGGCAGUUUUGCUUUUUAUUGGCAAUUUAUUUGCUUCCUCAUUGAGCCAUUGUGGCCUCAACACAUCCCUGGUUUGUUCUGCUGGAGCCUUUCGGCACAGGGAUGGAGUCUGUUUUGCCCCUCUGUACAGCACCCUGUAAGGGUUUGUCCCCUUGGCUUUAGCUGAGUGUGGUGAGACAGGGAUGAGGGUUCAGUUCUGGUUUUCUUGUCAAGCUGAAUGUCUCAGAGAAGAGCUUACAGACUCUUAACACCCUUAAUGCUUUUGCUCCCUAAAGCAAGAGCUGCUUCUGAGACCCCAGUCCCCUUCAGCAAUCCAUGCAUGCGGCUUUGCCUGCCAGGAUCCAGCUUGAUAAUGGGGAGAAAUGGAAAGCAGCUAGUCCAAGCUGUGCUAUUUCCAAAGCUGCCAGUGAACCUGGAAGCAUCUUACCCUCUCCUAAUUCCUGUAAAUACAGCUGCAGAUGAAUUGUUCAAGCAGCCGCCGUUUGCCUAGUCCUGAGAAACUUGAGCUAACCGCAACCACAAAGCUUUCCAAAACCCAGUGCCAAGCUCAGGCUAGAUUUCACCUGCAGCUACGCUUAUCAUUUUAGGGCAGGGUUAAUGGUUUCGGGUAGAGGUCAUGCCAAACUCUCCAGUUUGGAUGGUUCUGGCCCAAAACCAAGGUUGAAUGUCACACUGCCGGUGAAGCUUCCUCUGGAAUUUCAGCUUCAUUUGACACUGAUGACUGUGGACCUGGGGAGAUGCUCUUUCCUUCCCACUGCACACAAGAAAAGGUUGGCAUAAGCCUUGCAAGCCAAGACAAGAAAAUGCCUCCUUAUUUUAGCAUGCCAUAGGCACCUCCCGUUAAAAGUAGAAGCAGCAUUUCAUGGUAAAUCCUUAAACCUGACCAACAGUGUCCAUGACCCAGUAUUUCACAUAUGCAGUGAUGCUCGUGAAAGGGAUUUAUUACAGAUGUGGAUAUAGAGGGCUCAGUCCUUUAGCAUAUCUGUAGACACCGUAUUCAGCCUUGCUGAUGACCUGAGGAGAAGUCAUCGAAGCUGGUGACAGGUCUUUUCUGUCCUGCCUGUUUAUUCAUGCUGGUCCAACAUCUUCCCUGGAGCUGAAGAUAUCCCGUGCUCCUGUGAGCAGGCAGGAUGGGGACCCUUCUGUGUUGGUUAUUCUUCCCCACCACCCAAACUCAAACCCUAAAAUUUGAAGUUUCUUCACUUUUUCUGAAAAAAAUCAUGCACAGGGUAGAGAACCUGCAACUGAUAAAGCUGAUAAAUUACAGAUUUUGUUCUGGGGUUUUUUAUUAUUUAAAUUGAAAGAGGGAGGAAAUUCUUCACUAUGAGGGUGGUGAGGCACUGAACAGGUUGCCCAGAGAAGCUGUGGCUGCCCCUGGAUCCCUGGCAGUGUUCAAGGCCAGGGUGGAUGGGGCUUUGGGCAACCUGGGCUAACGGAGGGUGUCCCUGCCCAUGGCAGGGGGUUGGAAUUAGAUGGGCUUUAACAUCCCUUCCAACCCAAACAAUUCUGUGAUUCUAUGAUUUUAAAUCAAGGGCAGAUUUUAAACCUAGUUGCAGUCGCUGCGUGGUAUAUCAAAUGCUUUAGGAGAUUCAAUAAAUUAUUCUUAUAAAUGUUUUAUUCUUUUAUCAGUAAUUCGUAUAGGUGGGUGCCACUGUUCUUAUACAGCAAUGCUCCACACACUAAAACUAUAUUCUUGUUUCUCCAGUAUAGACAUUGUAUUUAUGAAAUUUAUCUUGCUUAGUGUCACCUUGGCACACUAUCCACAUAUACUGCACACAGAUUGCACAUUACAUGCCAAAUGCUGAUAGGUAUCACUACAUGUAAUAAGUGUACAUGUGUUGAACAGACACCGAACAAAGUGUUACCUGCCUCGUUUGUGAAGUGACUCAACAUAAUUGGGAAAAGAGGAAAACAAAGAUCUUGUUUUGUUAAGAAAUCCACUGCAUUCAAAUGCUACUUCAAACAGAUUUUACCAGUAAGCUAAAAUAAGUGAGAUGAUUGCUUCUGCAAUGUUACUUAAAAAAUACCUGAACAAAACAAACACACAGAGCCCAGAAAUCCUUAAAAAUUACUGUAUUUCUAUAUAAUCUUCAUUGCUAUUCAUCUGAGCUGUAAAUUCUGUACAGAUUGAAUGAAGUUCACGGUUUAUCUUUGUCAUAACCUGCAAGAUAAAAGGACAACACAACUUUGGCUGUAAGUGCGUGUGCAUGCUGUAUGCAUACAUGCAUAUACAUAUUGCUGUAUGUGCAUGUGUAUACAGAUGCAUGCACACAUGCGCUUUAAAGCAGAAAAAAGCUGCAUCUGAGAUGCACGAGGCGGGGGGGGGAAGUUCUUUCUUGAAGGUGGGAGAGUGGGUAAAACCAAAACAAAAGACUAUUUUGAUAACAUACUUCUAUCAAAAAGGAAGAUUUGCAAAGGGGAUUGAUGUGUAACUGCCAUCCCAAGGAGAAAUCCCACUUCUGAAGGCAGUGCUGGCCAUGGAGCAGAGUGAUGCGGUUGCUUUAAAUGACAUAUUGUUUGGCUUUCUUUAAAACGAACUAACAAAAGAAUAUAGCGGCCGGUGCCAAUUCCAAGUUCAACCCAUUCCUAGGAUGUGUGGCCAAACAGUUGUCCUAUGCCAUCGGAGAGCCGAGGGCAAAGGCUCUGCUCACUGGGACAGGUAAAGUGGUGCUGGCUGAUGGGCAGUGCCACGGUCUCCCCCAAACCCGGCACUGCAUCCCCUUCAGUACGGGCUGCUGCCCGGGCAGAGAUCCUGCUGCCCUGUCUGUCCUGCUCUUACCUUUGCCUCUGUAUUUAAAAAGCCCCUAGUUAAGAGUCAUUGAAGAAAAGUGAGAUAAAUAGUCAUCAAAAGCCCAUUUUGAUCUUAGAGUUAUGAAAGAAAUGACAAAGUUAUAAUCAAUAAAGCCGAUAUUCCAAGCUGGUCCACCUCCAAACUCUGAUUGCCCCUAUACAGAGAUUUCACCAAUCUCAUCAAAUGAAUCGUCCUCUAGGAUUUAAUUUUGCCCAUAUUUUCACCAAUAUAAGAUCUAUAUUGGGUAGAACUUAUCCUUCAGUGUUUAAUCUAAAUCAAGCAAAGGCACAAAGAUCUAAAUUUUCCAGUUAAAUGCUACUGGAUGACAUUGAAAAAAUAGUAAGCAGAUUUUUGCAUUGGCCUGAAAUUCAUCUCUAGAUCUGAAGUUAUCAAUUGUAAGAGCCACUUCAUUCCCAAAUGUGUUUCUAAGCAAAGGGUACAUCCAUCGCUUAUGUUGCCAUUUCCCUGCUAUACCAUGAAGCUAUCACGGUUUAUAACGGGAUCUGGCUUAUUUGGCCUUAACUAGGCUAAAACUGGUUCAUGCAUUUGCCCUGCCGGUGAGCUAAGAGGUGAAUUUCACUCUGGGACGGGCCGUUCUCUCUUGGCGCCAGUGCAGGUGCUGCACGCCCUCGCCUCCCACUCGUAAAAAUCUGGGGCUCAGCGGAGCAUGAAAGUUUGGUUGUCCUUUAGAAAGCAAAGACAGCUGCUGCUUUGCUUCCUUUAAUUUGCUCUGUUGCCUUGGCUUUUUUGCACUUUCGUUUCAUCUCCAAAGAAUCUCUCAUAAUGCCUUUGGUACUUACGUACAAUUUUAAAACAUUUUGUAUGUAUUGAAUGGUACACACUUUCUCUUGUAAAAUAGCAAUGGGACUUUAUUUUUUUUUUUUUUUUUUUUUGGUGAAUGUGUAACUUCCUCUGUACAUUUCAAUCAUGACUUUGUGCAAUGUACAUUUUAUAGGGACAGAUGCCAAGGGAAUGACCUGUAGUUUUCUAAGGGAAUAGCUAGAAGCUGAACGACACAGUCACAGAUGGUUUUACAUUAGCACCGCGGAAGAGCGACGUAGCCCAGACUUUUACACCGAAGCGUUGAGCGUGAUACAGUGUGUACCUUCACAUGAAUGACUGUGGCAGCUGCAAAACUGUAUAUGUGUGAUAUUAAAAACAACAGCGAUGGUUGCAAUUGGAAGGGAAAUGGAGGAAAAUUGAAUAACCACAAUCAUUAAUUUAAGCCUGAAAGCAUCAGAAUGGAAAAUUGCAUUCAGUAAAAAUACCAGAGAUUUAACCUUCAUGAGAUGAAAUACACAUUUAUUUUUCUUUGCA
Messenger RNA from Grus americana (Whooping crane), 13156 nucleotides. RefSeq names its product potassium voltage-gated channel subfamily Q member 2 (gene KCNQ2). Gene Ontology annotation, molecular function: voltage-gated potassium channel activity. The record is from RefSeq and is a predicted model, not a curated record. Bases 1 to 2610 code for a protein of 869 amino acids. The transcript has 17 exons. Gene Ontology annotation, biological process: potassium ion transport; transmembrane transport. Gene Ontology annotation, cellular component: membrane. Lineage: Eukaryota; Metazoa; Chordata; Aves; Gruiformes; Gruidae.